Lates calcarifer (barramundi perch) is the source of this 2645-nucleotide messenger RNA. Its product is annotated as tripartite motif-containing protein 16. NCBI's taxonomy places the organism in Eukaryota, Metazoa, Chordata, Actinopteri, Centropomidae. Gene Ontology annotation, molecular function: protein binding; zinc ion binding. The record is from RefSeq and is a predicted model, not a curated record. The coding region runs from base 232 to 1941 and encodes 569 amino acids. The transcript is spliced from 8 exons.
CUAGAAUAAAAGCAGAGACAGAGGAGAAGUGAUUUCUGAUUUCUACUCUUCACUGAUUUCUCUUUUAACAACAUGGGUGCCACGGACGCGUAGGCCUAACGACGCACGACAAUUGCUUGUAAGUCCCGCCUCAGUGGGAACAACGAUGGCCUAUGGUCCUCCAUAGCCCCCCACGUGUCUGAGAAAGCGAAACUUAAGAGCGUUCCUACCUGCACCUGUGAAAUCGUCAGAAUGGCCGAACAGCAGCAGGAACAUGGCGUCGAGUUGGACCACAGUCACUUCUGCUGUCCAGUUUGUCUGGACCUUCUGAAAGAGCCAGUCACCAUCCACUGCGGACACAGUUACUGCAGAUGCUGUAUUGAGGGUUGCUGGGACCAGGAGAGGGAAAGGGGAAAGUACAGCUGCCCACAGUGCAGGGAGCCCUUCCAUCCCAGGCCUGUUCUCCGGAGGAACAACAUGCUGGCUGAGGUUGUGGAGAAGCUGAAGAAGACAAGCACCCAUCAGGCUUCUCCCUCUGCUGCUGUGGCUUGUGCCGACCCAGAAGAUGUCGCCUGCGAUUUCUGCUGUGGGCCCAAACCUACCAAAGCUACGAUGUCCUGCCUGACGUGUUUGGCAUCUUACUGUCCGACCCACCUUGAGCCUCAUUACAGUGUUCCCGUGUUGAAUACACACCAGUUGGUCUCUGCUACAAUCCCACUACAGGAGAAGAUAUGCACUAAGCACAACAAGCUGAUUGAGGUCUACUGUCAGAAAGACAAGACUUGUAUCUGCUAUCUGUGCACUUUAGAUAAGCAUAAGGGCCACCAAAUGACAUCAGCUAUAGCGGAGAGGGCUGAGGAACAGAGACAGCUGAUUGCAAGUCAAAAGAAAGUCCAGGAGAGAGAAAAGGAGAGAAAAAAGGAGCUGAACAAGCUGACCCAAGCACUGAAGGAUUUCAAGAGUAAAACCCAGACUGCAGUGAAGUCCUGUGAUGACAUCUUCGAUGAGCUGAUCUUCUCCAUCAAGAAAAAACACACUUUGGUGACGCAGCUGAUCGAAGCCCGGGAGAAAACUGCAGUGGCUCAGGCAGAGGAGCUGCAGCUGCAGCUUGAGGAGGAAAUCACCAAGCUGAGGAGGAGAGACUCCGACCUGGAAGAACUUUCUCAUACAGACGACCACAUCCAUUUCAUCCAGACUUUCCAGUCUCUCUCCACCUCCUGUGAAUCUCCAGACUUGCCACCUGGAGCUGUUGUUCGACCUCGACAUUCGAUCAAAACUGUGACUGACCGCAUGUCUGAGCUGAGGCAUGGCAUAGAGGAGCUCCUGAAUGACACAUGGUGUAACAUCUCUGCAACAGUGUCUUCUGUAGAUGUUGUACUGCCCCCUGUGCCAAAGACCAGAGAUGAGUUUUUACGCUAUUGCUGUCCUCUAAGACUGGAUAAGAACUCAGUCAACAAAUACCUAUCCCUUUCACAAGAAUUCAGACGGGUGAAUGGUGAAACUUGUGAGAAGCACUAUUCUGCUCACUCAGACAGGUUUAAUGGUGUCAGGCAGGUGUUGUGCAAAGAGGGUUUGUCAGAGCGAUGUUACUGGGAGGUCAGCUGGAGUGGUGGCACUUUGUCGGUGGCAGUGUCGUACAAAGACAUCAGCAGAACAUCGUCAUAUGACUCAGAGUUCGGAAAGAAUAACAAGUCAUGGAGUUUAGACUGCUCCCCAGAUAGUUAUACUUUCCGACACGACACAGGAAGCAUGACAGUGUUUGGUCCUCAAACCUCCAGGAUUGGAGUGUACUUGGAUUAUAAGGCAGGGGUUUUGUCUUUUUAUAGCAUCUCUGACACAAUGACCCUGCUCCACACAGUCCACAACACGUUCACUCAGCCUCUCUAUCCUGGCCUUGGGCUGAAGAGUGGAUCUUGGUCAAGCUGUAAAUCUUAUGCAGAACUGGUGAAGUUGUGGAGAUAAGAUUUAUAUUUAGGCAGGUUCUUUAAGUGUGCCACUGUUGAUCAGGCUGCAGUUGGCCCUCCAAUAUAACUUGACAUCAUAUAAUAGAUGAUGUCUGCCUUGGCCUAAAUUUCAGGCCCUGCUAAAUAUUUUCAGUAUUUUUAUUUGUUGCAGAGUUUUUGUGUCAGUUUACUCUGUAGCUUCAACCAAGCAUUUUGAGUAACAACAGCCAAAGGCUCAAAUGAGAAGUUUCCUGAUUGCAACAGUUAAAACGGUAAAAAGGCUAGAGAGGGGUGUGGUGGUAAACACGUGCUGUUAACUGGUUUGGAGUUUUUUCCUUUCACUUUCAUAGUUGAAACAACCACAAACUAACUGCUACUUGGGGUUUUCAGAUAUUUCUCAUUAGCUGCCAUGUGAGUUUGCUUUCAUUUGUUGUGUUUGGUCUGCCAGCUUUGUGGAAUACCUACAGUUUUGCAAAAAAUUAGUGCUCAGAAAUGUGACACUUGUCAUGUCUUGAUAUGUUGUCAUCUGUUAGUUCAAGCUAUAGUAGCCAUGCAAUAGUUACAUUUUGUUUUAGUAUAUUUAGAUUCCACUGUUUACUUUUUCAGACUUUAGUGGAUAUUACAAUAUAAUUUAAGUUUUGUAUUCAGUACAUUUAGAGCAUAUAUAUACAGACGAUUAUGUUUUAGAUAAUUUUGACAAUAAAUAAAUUAGUAUUCACAGCU